Molecule: messenger RNA, 4563 nt
Organism: Blepharisma stoltei
Lineage: Eukaryota; Ciliophora; Heterotrichea; Heterotrichida; Blepharismidae
Source: the annotation of a GenBank genome assembly
AUGAAAAAGGUGGCGGAUCGACUACAACGUUCAGGAAGUCCAAUAAGAGAAUGCAUGCCUGAUAUAUCUAUAAGUCCAGAAGAAGCUCAAAGCUUAUAUAAAUCUCUGACAGUAGGAAAUUUAGAUAAAGCUUCCAAGCUAUGGAAGAAAUACGGAUAUGUAUUUUUGGAACCUUUACAACCGAUACAGAAUUUUGAGCUUAUAAGAUCAAUUACCAAGUCCAGAGAUAAUGCAAUCGCAAGACUUGAGGCUGAAUUAAGGUUGCUUUCAAAAAGCAGACACCAUAGUGAAAUGCUAAAGAACCUUCAAGAAAAAGAAUAUGAAAUUGAGAUAUUGAGAAAUACCUUGGCCCAAAAAAACACCCAAAAUCCUGAACAAGAAGAAGUUUUCGUUGCCUCAGGGUCUGGUUUUGAAGUAGAAAUCCAAGAAAAAAACAACGAAAUUAAAGAGCUGCUAAAAGAAUACGAAAACCUUCAAUUUAAAUUUGAUUCACUUGAAAGAGAAAAAGAAGAAAUUGAGAGAGAAAGCAAUCGGUUAAAAGGAAUGCUAAUGAGAAAGCCUGAUGAUUCAAAAUAUAAAUCAGAUGGAUUUAUUAGACAAUCUCAGCAGAGUCAAAACAGCACUGCAGAUGAAGGUCAAGAAAUAGCUUAUUUAAAACAGCUUUGCAAUGAAUACUCAUAUAAAAACAGCUUUUUAGAAGCAGAAUUAAAGAUAUUCAAAGACAAGAAAGAAAGAGAUAUCUAUGAUUUAAGGGAUCAACUUUUGCAUGUUUUGCUUAAAGCACAACUAGGUGAAGAUGAAAUAGCUAAAGUAAAUAAAAGUGUUUCAGAAAUCAUUCAAUCAAGGAUAGCUGAGCAACUUGAGUUUAUCCAGCCAUCAAUUAUGGAAUCCUUAAAAAUCAAUAAUGAAGCUAUUCAGAAUGAAAAAUUCGUAAAGGAUGUUGAAUGCAUAAGACUGAACUCGGAAAUCAAAAGAUUGAGUGCGCUUAUGUCAAGUGAGAAAAUAGCUGAGCAAGAAAUGAAAAAAGUACCAAAGGACAGUUCUGGGGUUGAUCAGUGAAAAAAGAUUAGAAGGGAAAGCAUUGAGAGGGUUGAAAAGACUUACCAGGAGCAAUGCAAAGAACUAAAUAGAUGCAUAAAGGAUCUUUCUGAUAGAAAUUCAAGCCAAAUUAAAGAAAUAUCUGAGCUAAAAGAUCAGUUAAAUACUGGCAUAAGAGAAGUUACUAUAAAACUAAAAAGAGAGCACGAAACGAAAAAGCAAAUUGCUGAUCAUUUUGCUAAAGAAAAGUUAAAUCAUGAAAAAACCAAAGAGCAGCUCAGGAAGCUUAUUGAGAGUAAUAAUGCCAUUAUGCUAAAGCUUGGAGAAGAAUCAAAGAAAUUGACAGCAGAAAAGGACCAAAAAAUCGAUGAGCUUGAAUACCAAAUAGAAAAGCAUGCGGAAACUAUUAAAAAUCUCGAAUCAAAGCUACAUGAAAAUGAAUUCUCUAAACAAAAAAUGUACUUUCAAAUAAAUAAACUCAAUAAAAAAUCUCAAGAUUCAGAAAGUGAAACAGCUGUAGGAUUACAAGAACUUCAAAGGGAGAUUGACAAUCUUAAUGAUCAAAAGGAAUCACAAGCUAGAAUGCUGCAAGAUAAAGAAGAAGCAAUAGAAGAGCUUACAGAGGCAAACCAAAGACUUGAAAAAGAGAUUUUAGAUUUAGAUUAUAAAAUACAAACUCAGGAUAGCUUUAUUGAAAAACUGAAGAAAAACUUAGGAAGUGAAGAUUUGGAAAGAGAAAAUUAUGAAUUGAAAGGAGAAAUUGAAAGCCUGCAAGAUCAAAUUGAAGUUUACCAAGAAUCAACAGAUCAACUUAAAGAAGAAAUUUCAAGGCUCAGAAAUCAGUUAAUGGAAGCAGAAAAUGACUUACUCCCCCCAGUGAGCGAAGAAAAAAUUUUGUUCGAUCGCGGAAGGGGUUAAUGUUUUUUUAAAAUUUAAAAAAAAUCCCAAUUCUCAAUAAUUGGAAAGCAAAUAUUAAUUUAAUUUGUAAAAUUUAUGUUUUAAAACGCAAUUUGUUUAAAAUUAAACAGAAUUAGUUAGAGAUUUCGUUAUAUUAAUUAUCAUUUAUAUAACAAAAUUUAUUUUUCAUAAACCGCUUUUGGGCAAAAAAUAGGGAUUUUUCUAAUGGCUUAUUCGCAGAGAGGCGAGUUAGCAAACUCUAAAAAGUUUAGCGAAUCUGCAAAUGGCUUAGACGAAGAUCAGCGCUUAAAGGAAUACUCAGCUCGAUUUGAUGAUUUGGAAAAUAGGUACUCCGCAUUGUCGAAAGACUUUGAAUAUUCGAAAAAAGAAAUUAUGAGUGUAAAUGAAGAGAAAUCCAAUCUUCAGAUCUUUAACACCCAACUAUCCCACGAAAAAGAAUUACUUCUAAAUCAGAUUAAAGACCUUGAACAAAAGCUGGAAAGCGCACUAAAACGAAGAUCUAUAUUAGAACGUUCAGAUUCUAAAGAUAGGCUAAGCACUCCAAUAAAUACAAAGGAAGAAGAUGUGCAAACUGACUCAGAAAAUGGCGAUUUUGUCGAUGAAUUGAGAGGAAAGAUAAAGACUGAUGGGAAACUAAAAGAACUUCUUGAAAGCGUAAAGGUGAAAUUCACAAAGUGGAAUCAAGAAUAUUAUAUGAGACACAACAUUUCGUUUUCUACUAUAGGGGAUAUUAAUAUUUUCAUAGAUAUCUUGAUAGAAGAGCAUAAGAAGCUUAAAAACAAUGAAAAAUUCAACAUAACUGUACAGCAUAUGGAUGCUGAAGGUUCUCGACCUAUGAGCAUAGCAGAUUUUAAUACAAGGUCAUAUAAACAAAGUCUCAGUCCUCGAUCUUAUGCAGGGAAUUUUGAUAGAGACUCAGUUACAUCCUAUGAUGAAGCAGAAAGAUUCAGAAGAGGCCCUAAAUCAAGGACAUUUCGUGAAGAGCCUGAUAAUAGAUCUAUGAACGAAAGGAAUGCUAACUCCCCCGCCUUAAUGAGUAAAGUAAUUUUGAUUGAUCUAGGAGUAGGUUAAAUUUUUUUUAGAAAUUUUCUAGAAUUUAUUUUUUCUAGAAAUUAAAAAAAAAUCUCAAUUCAAUAAAACAGUCUUUUGAACUUUUUUUUCUCACACCAGUAAACUUGUUUACUGAUCUUAGCCAGUCGUUUAUUCUGUAUGGGAAUCGCGACCAGUACCAGUUUACUGCUAAGCAAAAAAUUCCAAAUGGCCAUAAUUUAAUUUGUAAAUUUUAUAAAUUUAACAAAGUUAGCCAGAGAUUUUAUUAUGACUUACAUAUCAACAUAUUUAUUAAAAUAUUUUGCUCACUCAUGGACGGUGGAUUUUUUCCGAAUAGGGAUUUUCAAAUGGUGUUACUCGCUCAUGGAGGGAAGUAAGCAAAAAGAUACUUUAGAUCCUGAUCAAUGGCAGUAUAAAACAUUUGCACCUGAGCCUAUCAAAGAUGAUGCUGACAUUAAGUCAGAUUUCCAAUCCAAAAGAUCCCGCACAAGUGUUAAUCUACCUGAUAAGCCCAAAGAAAGGCAAGAAAGGCAAGAAAGGCAAGAAAGGCAAGAAAGGCAAGAAAGGCAAGAAAGGCAAGAAAGGCAAGAAAGGCAAGAAAGGCAAGAAAGUCCUCAGAAAGUUAAAAAAGAAUAUGCUAUUGACGAAGUUCAAACUACCGAACCUUUCAUUGAUGAAAAGCCAUUCAAAGAAUCCAUCAGAAAAUUAGAAGAAGAAAAUUCAAGCCUCAAGGAGCUUGUCAAAAACCUAAAAAAAUUAGAAGAGGAAAAUGCAAGUCUCAAAGAAAGUGGAAAACGAUUAAUGCAAGAUUGUGAUGAUUGAAAAAGUUCAUUGCUAGAGCUUUGCAGUAACUUAAAAAUAAAUCCCAAUGAAGAAAAAGAAGAGAUAGCACCUAAAGAAAUUGCUAAAAAAGCGCUUGAAAUUAUAAAAAUUAAAGAAGAAACUAUAAAAAAUGAAACUCCACAAGAAUGGGCAGGGAAAGAAGAUGCAUACAUGCAGUCUAUUGAAUCACUCACAGUCGAAAAGAAAUGUUUACUUAAAAGUGUUGAAGACUAUGAAAAAGAAGUCCAGACCUUAAGAAAGCAAGCUGAUUUUUAUAAAAUCGCUGCCAAUAGUCAAAUGGGUGACACAAGAAAAAGAGACAGCAUCUAUGUAGAAGACCACUUUGAUCCUAGACUCAAAGAGCAGCAUACAAUAGAAGAGCUAGAAGCCCAAAGCAAAUAUAUGCAAGAACUAAUUAAAGAAUACAAAGAAAAUAAAGAUAGAAUCCAAGAAAAACUUCACAAUCACUGCAAAUACAUAGACAAUGUUUCUCGAUCAACUCACCAAGAAUUGCUUCAAGCUCUCUAUGAAGAACGCAAACUGAGAGAAGAGCUCGAAUACGAGCUCUCUCACAAAUGCGACUUAAUCGAAGAAUUGCUUGCAGAGCUCGAAAAUAAGAGAAGAUUCAUUCAAACCCGCGAAUACGAAUUCCAAGAGAGUAUUUCAACAAAAGACAAAGAAAUUUUAAGACUGAGAUGCCGGAGCAGGCUUUCGUUUAGUUCUAAUGAUAAGUAA